Molecule: messenger RNA, 294 nt
Organism: Dovyalis caffra
Lineage: Eukaryota; Viridiplantae; Streptophyta; Magnoliopsida; Malpighiales; Salicaceae
Source: the annotation of a GenBank genome assembly
AUGGUUGAGAUUAACGAGGGACAAAAACGCAUAAGAGAGGGACAAGAGGAAGUCAGGGAAAAAUUUCAAGAAAUAAGUGAAGAGGCUGCCAAACUAAAAGAGGAAACUAAUCUAAUCUCCAAGCAGAGUGCUGCAAAUCAACUCCGGCUAGACUUAAUGUUUGAAAUCAUCAAAGCUAGAGCGGAGAAUGAUUAUGCCAAAGACGCCGAACUCACUCAAGCCUUACGGGAUCUAACGGGAAAGCAGAACUUGAGCAAAAGCAAGCCUUCCGAAGAGAAGCAAGAAAAAGAUUAA